AGUCAAAUUAUUCGUCCCAGUGUAUGGGUAGUAAUAUUCAUGCUGUAGUAAUCCGAUAUGGUUGUACGAAAUAUAUUUCUGAGUUUAAACUAAAUUACGUAUUCGUGAAUCUCGACGUGUUAUGUUGUCAUUUUUUCUUCAUUUUUUUGCAACAUUUUGCUGAAAUUGAAAUGAAUGUUUUUAGAAGCGUUCUGUUAAAUCGGCCUUCCGCGUUGCCCUUUGUUGAACAAGUCUUACUUUUCGAGUGAGUGGAAUUAUUUUCGAGCUGGUGCAACUGCUCCAAAACAUACGAGGCACAAACACUUCUUAAUGGCGUUAUUUAGCAUCUUCUCCUGAGCGCACAGGUAAGAAUGCGACUGACCUCAAUUACUAUAUAUUUAUUGAAUAUAAAAAAAUAUAAUUGGUUACAUUUGGCUAAUCUGUAAACCAGUAAUAUAAAUUCUGCAACUGAUUCCUCGAUACAUACAUGUGUACAUUGUUUUUAAAAGAAUGUGUUUUAAAAACGGGCGCAGCGCAAACAUGAACGUACAAUUUAUAAUUGCAAUCGCUUUAACGCUUAGAAGAAGUGAUAUGUUGUACAAUAUUACAUCAUUUGCUAGUUUAAUUGUAAUCUGAUCAGACUCAUUUCCUGCAGAUCAAACUAAGUAGUAAUACAUAAAUCGAUCCUUUGUCGCGCUACGAACGUUUGCGAAUACUUCGCAUGUCGAAUUCUUUAUGUAGAACGCAUUUUAAAAACGUUUGUGUAUGUAUUUAUAGACAGAGAUAGAUAGAUUGCACUAACUCCAUGAAUGACAACAGAGUUGGGUAAACUUCCGUUAUAUUAUUGAUGUUGCUGGGACCUGCUGUAGCCUGGUGGAAGAGAAGUACAGCUUUGGUGGAUAGUACUAAAAGAGCUGCCCCAAACUCGGUUAUUGUCAAAGGAUAUACACACAUCGAUUAUGUCAGUAUUUGUUGGAUGCAAGAAGUGGAUUCUUGGGAGUUUUCAAAUGACCGGCCUUUCAUCAGAUUCCACAGAAACCAUAGCGAAUGAGGCUAGAUCGGAAACAGAAUCCAGAGCUGUAGAUUCAGAUCAGAUCCGCAUUGCAGUCGCCACGGGGGAACUGAAAAGAGCAGGUUGGUACUGGGGUAAUCUGACAGCCAAUGAAGCCAAAGAGAUAUUGCAGGACACCACUGAGGGAACCUUCCUAGUCAGGGACAGCUCGCAGCAGGACUACCUGUUCACCAUUUCUGCAAAAACUUCAGUGGGACCAACCAACUUGCGCAUCGAGUACAGAGAUGGCAAGUUCAGGCUGGACUCUGUUUUGUUCAUCAAACCCAGACUCAAGCAGUUUGACACUGUGGUGCCUCUUGUAGAACAUUAUGUAUAUCUGUCCCGGAUUUCUAAAAGCUCGGAGUCGGCAUCACCACUCAACGGCACAGUGCAGCUCUUGUUGACCAAGCCUAUUUAUGCUUCAGCUCCAUCUCUGCAGCAUCUCUGCAGAAUCUCCAUUAACAAGGCUACCAAGAGUAUAGAGGAACUGCCUUUACCAAACAGGAUUAAAAAUUACUUGACAGAGUACACCUAUCAUGUGUGAGAGCUGUGUUCCAGUACAGUAUGUGUAAUAAGAAUAGCAUCUAACACAUAAACCACUUUUUUGUGCUUAAUUACUCAGACUUGACAUUGUGACCCAUUUUUGCCCAGUAAUAAAUGCACUUAAAAUAAGUAUGCAAUUCGCAAAAUAGAAAAGAUGAAAAAAUUAAGAAAUAUUUUCUAGAGCUAAAAUGUAUUUCAUUUUUUUAACUAAUACUUUUUAAACCAAAUAUAAAAAAAAAGUUUUUUUUUUCAUCCUUCUGAUGUUUCUGUUUUGUGGUUUGUUGACUAGAGCGAUAGCUCUGCUGAGUCAGUGGAGAAAUUACAGCCGCUACCAUGCUUGCUAUGAACAUUUUACUAAUUCGUUUUUACAAUUGUAAAGGCUGUACCAGAUUACUGGAUGUAUUUAGAUGGUAUAUUUUCCCUCUGCUAACCCCCCCCCCCCCUCCCCCUUUUGUGUGCCUGAGUUGUGCCAACUGCUAAUUCCAAUUAAUGUUAAUUUGUUAAUUUGUUUUAAUGAAAUUCAGUAUGAGUAAAAGGGUGUGUGUUGAAAUAGGUUAUGUUGGGGGAAAAAGUGACAUUUCCCCAAGCACAAAUACAUUGCAGUUCUGUGGUUGGCAGAUGAGAAUGCAAUUUGGUUUCUUAAUGAAUCAUGUGAAUAAUGAUUUAAAAAAAAAAAAUACUGCAUGGUAUUAAUGUGUUAGUCUCUUAAAAGAGGCAGUCGAGAGGCAUUGUAUUGAGGUUAUAAAAAGUUAAACGGUGGGGUCGAGGCUGGGGGUGCUAAAUGCAUAUUUUCUUUACCAAAUAUUUUGCUAAAAAUACAGUCUCUCGUUGGUGGUAACUUUUAUCCUGUACAGUUCUCCUGUACAGUGCACUUUUUAAAAACAGUAUCUUGAUGUUGUAUACCUUACUAUUUUAUUACUGUAUGUGAUUAUAGAUGUACAAGUUUGAAAUAAAUGAUCAUUACUAGA
Messenger RNA from Polyodon spathula (Mississippi paddlefish), 2541 nucleotides. RefSeq names its product suppressor of cytokine signaling 2-like. The record is from RefSeq and is a predicted model, not a curated record. Bases 939 to 1574 code for a protein of 211 amino acids. Gene Ontology annotation, molecular function: 1-phosphatidylinositol-3-kinase regulator activity. Gene Ontology annotation, biological process: intracellular signal transduction; phosphatidylinositol phosphate biosynthetic process. Gene Ontology annotation, cellular component: phosphatidylinositol 3-kinase complex. NCBI's taxonomy places the organism in Eukaryota, Metazoa, Chordata, Actinopteri, Acipenseriformes, Polyodontidae. The transcript has 3 exons.